AUGCCAGAGCUUCACGAGCUUGAGCGCUUCAGUGCCACUUUGCGCCAACUCCCAUUGCCACCGACCUUGGAGAACCCACAGCGCUUGGAGCGUUUCAAGAUGGCUUUGUUGUCUGGGGUCGAGAGCCUGUACAGGGACCGAAAGAAGCCCUUUCUCGGAGAGUUGCAACGCCGGCUGAAGUCCUCUGAGCUUUGGUCAAACAAUGAGCUGCGUGCUGGUGCAGCGGUUUGUGCCUUGGAUGCAUCACGAUACUUUUUGGUUCCGCCCUUUGCCGGCGAGCCACCGUGUGUCCUCUUGCGCAAGCCACCACCAGGAUUUGAUGAGUGGUAUGGCAACAUGCCCACCGGGUGUAUGAUGGCAAGCUUGGAAGAGGAAGAGACAAGGAGCAAACGCAUCAGUUGCCUCAAACGAGUAUUUUCAAAAAGGUCCAAGUAA
This is a messenger RNA of Durusdinium trenchii, 435 nucleotides long. Lineage: Eukaryota; Dinophyceae; Suessiales; Symbiodiniaceae. The record is from the annotation of a GenBank genome assembly.